AUGCCGAUCAAGUCCAAUAAGUUCGACUUCACCAAUCGCACAAGUCGAGGAGUCAAAAUAGGUCAAAUCAUCGGCCAUGCCCUUGAGAAAGAAGCGGAUAAGAUACUCAAGGACGCUACAAAGCACAGUCAGCAGACUAAAGAUAAGCGCAAUGCGCAGGCCUCAAGCCCACAAGGUGAUGCAUAUACGCACAUCAGUCACCUAGAUAUCAGGGCACCAAGCAAGGAGCUUGGAGAUGAAGGCUGCUUCGCGCUGAUCGAAGGUUUGGGCGCUGCACUGAGCAAUAGCACAGCUCGAGUCGGCCUCGCCUUGGAAGAUUUGAAUCUCACAAACAACAACAUCACCACAGCCGCUCUGAAGCGCUUGGGUAGCGUAAUCAGACUUGCAGGCCCAACACUUCGGUCGCUGAACCUUUCCAGCAAUCACGUCAAGGUAGGAACAGCCCAGGAAGCACAGGAUUGGGACGACUUCCUCAGAUCUCUUGAAGGUUGUACCAGACUACGCAAGAUCGACCUCUCCGGGAACGUCAGCCUUGGCUCAAAGGCGAUGGAGAUUCUGGCCAGACUGCACGUGGCAUCCGAUCAUAUCCCACCAGUGACCAGGAUCGACACUAGCGAGACGUCAAUUGCUACGACAGAUGUGAUCAGGCGGACCUCGCACGAUUCAGCAAUCAAGGUACAAUCAUUUGAGAAGGUGCCAUUGCGUGAUCAGACGCUCCGUGCCGGCUUAAGAUCUGUAGCUUAUAUCGUACUGAACGAUACAGGACUGGACGAUUGUGGCGCGCUCUGGCUGUCGUACCUCAUCGAGGACCAUUUCUUUCCAAUCCAGCUGGUCGAUGAUCUCGAAUCAACGCGUAUCGACACUGCAAAUCCGGCAACCCCAACGGACGGGAUCGAAUGGUCAUCGAACGAGACUAGCUUAGGGAAGGAUGGUAUCCUCGUCCUCAAGAAAGCAAGUGUACUGCGCGAACAACUCUUAAAGGAUGGAGAUGCAUAUGACGAUAUCUCGACGGACACCCAAGAUCAAAAUGCGCCUGAUGCUGAAUUAGCAAUCUCUCAGGGCCGUAGCACCAACAUCCAGGAUCCUGCAAGCGAAGAACACGAGUCACGACUUCUCCGAAGCGCCAGGAGUAAGAUACAGCGUGGCAUCAUGGUCAAUAGCGGCGCAAGCAGCGUCGAUCUCUGGCGUGCAGCAUUGCAGGUCGUGACAUUAUCGCGCAUGUUUUUCAUGGGCAUCGGUGUGCCUGCCAGUUUUCGAGGGCAUGUCCACAAUUCCCGGAAGCCAAUCAGAUACGUGGUGUACAGUGAAGAUACCUACAUGUCGAGAUCUGCCUUGAGCGAAAAUAAGACGGUCAUGAGAGAAAGCCAUUCAACACUCCGAACCAAGAAGAUAAGAUAUUUACCGCUCCGUGAAACAGAAGAAAUCUUUCAGUCGUGUGAGGGCGAGUAUCUUCCUCCAAGUAUCACACCAACAGUCGCUGCGUUGGCGCCCAACCCCAGAUCUAAUGGUCGCGAUCGUGCGCUGAAGAUACAUGGUACUCAGGAAAUUACCGAAGCGAUCGACCAACUCGAGGUACAAGAUUCGAAUCUCUUUCUGGCCUACCAGAAAAAACGUUCCCGUGCGCUUCGGGCGGGGUCAGCAAUUGAUCCAUAUCGAGACGAAACCCGUGCCAGCCACUUCCCUCCUGAGCUCACCAAGUACCUCAUACGAUCUGUGCUCUCACUUGGUGAGAAUGAUGCCUUGACUGCAGGACAAUUCGAGAGGGCAUAUCAAUGGGGCUGCAAUCGGACAUCGCUGCAGAAAGAGCUGGAAUGGCUGAAGGAUCACAAAAGCAUUCAAAUCAUGAGAUUGCUCGAGACUAUUGAUUGCAUGGAGUAUGGGCGGGCGUGA
Molecule: messenger RNA, 1890 nt
Organism: Dissoconium aciculare CBS 342.82
Lineage: Eukaryota; Fungi; Ascomycota; Dothideomycetes; Mycosphaerellales; Dissoconiaceae
Exons: 1
Coding region: 1-1890 (629 amino acids)
Source: RefSeq, a predicted model, not a curated record